AUGAAUAAAGCCCUCAAUCGCAAACGCUCGCGCCUCGCCCUCGAAUCCGACGAUGAAGUACAGCCGCGCAGGGAACCAUCGCCCGCACUAUCCACACUCAGCGAUACCUUGAAGAGGUCGAAAACGCAAUGCGAGCUAGAUGAAUUGGACAUAACAAAUCCCGAGGAAGCGUGGAAAAUCGACGUGGAUACUCUACUAGCCAGCAACACACUUGCUACUCCAACCACGGGGAGGUGGGAGGCGCGCAACAACCGGGAGAGAUAUAAGAAGGGAGAGUCGAUGUUUGUACUUUGUGUGCAAGGAAAUGUGCAGCUACAUUACGACUUGCUCUGCUCCGCGUUACCAGAUCUCUAUACCCUAUCGCCCUCGCUCCAAGCCUUCGUCCUCUGUCACGACCCCUCGACACACAUUAUCUCAUCGACCGCAUCGUUGUCGCUCCCCAUGAUACAAGCUGUCACACCCUCAAACAAUCAUUUCGUCCGCUUAGGGCUCCUGCAUCCUAUCGGCGGCGGCAAGUUCCCGCUAGAUGCGCUGGUUAUCUUGGACAGGAAGGGCAGGCGGAGACUUGUGCUGCCGUUUGGGUGGGGUGCUGGCAAGCACGCAGAUACACCCGCGGGGCGGAGUAUACAAACAAGGUUGAUGGGUUUGCUGAGGAGUGGUGUCGAGACACUGGAAGCGGAACAAUGA
This is a messenger RNA of Cucurbitaria berberidis CBS 394.84, 687 nucleotides long. RefSeq lists its product as uncharacterized. NCBI's taxonomy places the organism in Eukaryota, Fungi, Ascomycota, Dothideomycetes, Pleosporales, Cucurbitariaceae. The transcript is spliced from 2 exons. Bases 1 to 687 code for a protein of 228 amino acids. The record is from RefSeq and is a predicted model, not a curated record.